AUGACCGAGGAAAAGAAGACUUACACCAUCCCCUACCGUUCCCAGCUCCAGGAGAAGUUCGAGCCCGGACAAACCUUGAUCGUGAAGGGAUCGACCAUCGAUGAGUCACAACGCUUCACCGUCAACUUCCACAGCAAGUCGGCCGACUUCUCUGGCAACGAUGUUCCUCUCCACAUCUCCGUCAGAUUCGACGAAGGAAAGGUGGGUAUUUUUGAAUAUUGUAAAGCAAAAAUGUUGCGGUAGAUUAAGUUUUGUAACUUAAAAUUGUUUAUAAUGGUUUUUGAUACAAUAUUAUUGUCUAUUGGUGUUUCCUACUACGUCUGAUCCGUCUUUGUGUUUGACAAACCAAGUUUGAAAAGUUACACCAGUAUUACAAUGUUUACUUUCAGAUUGUCCUCAACUCCUUCUCCAACGGUGAAUGGGGCAAAGAAGAGCGCAAGAGCAACCCGAUCAAGAGGGGCGAACCCUUCGAUAUCAGAGUCAGAGCUCACGAUGACAAAUUCCAGAUCAUCGUGGACCAGAAGGAAUUCAAGGAGUACGAGCACCGUCUUCCAUUGAGCAGCAUCACCCACUUCAGUGUCGAUGGAGACUUGUACUUGAACACCGUCUCAUGGGGAGGCAAAUACUACGUAAGUUCGUAGCAUGCAGCCUCAGUGUCGUAGCAUGAAGCUUCUAUUUCAUUAUAUAUUAGAUUAAAAAUUGUGUAGGCAGCAACAUGUAACAUGUUAUUAAGAAACAUGAGGAUUUAUAAUAUUUUAUGUAGAAAUCAGUGUUUAUUACAAUAUACAAUGCUGUAUAUUAUUUGUUAUCAUUUGGUUGGCGGAGGAGUCGUUGUAAACAACUUUGUUUACGUUAUAUUCCCUAGUCCUUUUCGAAAAAGCAAUAAAUAAGACGGGGAACAUAGUAAGAAAGCAAGAAGUAGCGUAAUAUAAAAGCAAAAAACAUAGCAAGGAAAUGAAAUUUAGAAAAAGUGUAAUAUAGUAAAGUAAUAUGGACAAUAUUGUGCUAUAACGAUAAAAAAGAGAAACAAUAUAGUAAAAUUAUUCGUAAUAACCAUGACAUUUCAGCCUGUCCCAUACGAAAGCGGAAUCGCCAGCGGAUUCCCAAUCGGCAAGAAGUUGGUCGUCUACGGAACCCCAGAGAAGAAGGCCAGACGCUUCAACAUCAACUUGUUGAGAAAGAACGGCGACAUCGCCUUCCACUUCAACCCUCGCUUCGACGAAAAGCACGUGAUCCGAAAUGCCCUCCAGGCCAACGAAUGGGGCAACGAAGAGCGCGAAGGCAAGAUCCCAUUCGAGAAGGGAGUCGGCUUCGACCUUGUCGUCGUCAACGAGCCCACCCACUUCCAGGUGUUCGUCAACGACCAGCCCUUCACCUCGUUCGCCCACCGAUCCGAGCCCAGCGACAUUGCCGGCCUCCAGAUUCAAGGCGACGUCGAGAUCACCGGAAUCCAAAUCCACUAA
Bursaphelenchus okinawaensis is the source of this 1463-nucleotide messenger RNA. NCBI's taxonomy places the organism in Eukaryota, Metazoa, Nematoda, Chromadorea, Rhabditida, Aphelenchoididae. The record is from the annotation of a GenBank genome assembly.